Messenger RNA from Oncorhynchus kisutch (coho salmon), 13598 nucleotides. It is a transcript of the gene sacs2, whose product is annotated as sacsin molecular chaperone 2. Lineage: Eukaryota; Metazoa; Chordata; Actinopteri; Salmoniformes; Salmonidae. The transcript is spliced from 8 exons. The coding region runs from base 223 to 13158 and encodes 4311 amino acids. The record is from RefSeq and is a predicted model, not a curated record.
AUGGGCUGUAAAGUUUCAUUUCACCACUGUGGAGGAAAUGUUGAUAAACUGAAACUGUUGAACAGUCUGGUAGGGAUGGGUAAUGGGGAGAGGCUCAUACGUAUAGACGCUGGGCAUAUAAAACCGUUAGCCUACUAAGAACAUUUAGUCUGACGACAUAGGUGGCUUCGGAUGAAUUCUUCACACUCCAUGAAAUGAUUGAGAAUCCUAUGAUGUGGAAGGAUGAGUUUGAGUAAGAGAAAAACACGACAUUCAUUUGGUGCAACAGCUCCCCCUUUCAUUGAUUACCUGAAGGACAUCCUGCGGAGGUACCCUGAUGGAGGACAGAUAUUAAAGGAGCUGAUCCAGAAUGCGGAUGAUGCCGGGGCGUCGGAUGUUGUGUUCCUCCAUGAUGAGAGAUGCUACGGCAGACAGAGCCUCAAGACUGAAGGCCUGGGGAAGUACCAAGGUCCUGCUCUGUAUGCCUUCAACAAUGCAGAGUUCACAGCAGAGGACUGGCAGGGGAUCCAGACCACCGGCCGGAGCGUCAAACGCAAUGACCCAAAUAAAGUUGGCAGGUUUGGGAUCGGAUUCAACUCUGUCUACCACAUAACAGAUGUGCCAUCCAUAUUCAGUUCCAAGUACUUGGGCUUCCUGGACCCCCAAGAGAAGCUCUUUGGGGAGGGAAUUGGAGGCUUCCGGUGGUCUCUGGAGGAAGAGGAAGACAAGGAAACUCUACUGAAUCUGCAAGAUCAGUUCCAACCAUUCAGAGACGUUGUCAAACUAGUCAGUGGCCAAAGGUGGAAGGAUAUCAUCCAGGAGGAGAAGCACUUUAAAGGGACACUCUUUAGGUUUCCUUUACGCAGUGAGGCCUCAGAGAUCUCAGACAACCUGUAUGACUCCAAUAAAGUAGUUCAGCUUUUCGACAGCUUCCUUGCGGAUGCAGACAUAAGCACUCUGUUCCUGAGGAAUGUGUCAUCAGUCUCCCUGCAGCACAUCAACACCAAAGGGUUCGUUAAUGUCCGGCUUACAGUGACCUCAAGUCCCACAGUUGAUCUGAGUCUGAAGACAAGGAACGAGUCAAACAUUGAUGGAUCAACCUGCUUCAAAACCAUCACCUCUACUUCCGAAGGCAAGAAGCAGACAAAGACCAAGUGGCUUGUGACAACAUGCUGCAUGAAAGAGGGAAAUGUUCCAGAGCUAGAUUUACUGGCCAAGAAGCUGAGUUUCCGCCCUCAAGUUGACUUGGCAUUCCAGUGUAGCCAGGCGAGUGUCCUGACUGAUGGCAGACUGAGUGUCUUCCUGCCCCUCCCAAACAAUGACUCCAACAAGACUGGCUACCCGGUCCAUGUGAACGCCUGCUUUGGCCUCACUGACAACAGGAGACACAUCAAAUGGCAGGAGGAAGACCAGAAGUAUGAUGAAGCUGCGAAGUGGAAUGAGCUGCUGGUGAAGGAGGUCCUCCCUCACACAUACCUCCUGAUGCUGCAGGAUGCCACCAACCUAGCCAAGAGCUCCACACUCCCCGUCUCAUAUGUGUACAACAUCUGGCCAGACCUCAGUCAGACCAAACACAAAGACAAGUGGCAUGGAAUUGCUGAAGACAUUCUACAAUGUCUACUCAAACAGAAUACUGCCAUCUUCUCUCUAGCUGAAGACGAAAGACAGUUUGUUUCUCCCGCCAUGGCUGUGUGCCCAUCCGACGAUACCAUGCCGCCUGAAAUGAUGGCUGCCGUGACCAGGGCCUUGAUUGCAGGUGGAGAAAAACUUGUCACCUUCCCAGAUCAUGUCUCCAGAGCUGUCCAGCUGGCCUUCCCAGACCCGGACACACUGAAAUGGGUGACUCCAGCUCUUGUAAGGGGUGUUCUCCGCAGAGGUGUUGUGUCUAAUCUCUCCAACAAUGACAAACUGUCUCUGCUGCAGUACAUCUUGACUGAUGAGAAUUACCACGACCUCAGGGGUCUGAAGAUGCUGCCUCUCAGUGACGGGACUUUCAAGACAUUCACAAAUGAAGAGAAGGACAUCACUCUCAUUGACAAUGACACAUUUCCAAGAGUAUUGCUGCCAGGUUGCAAAGACCUGUUUCUGCCUGAUGAUCUCAGCACCACUAGCAUCCAACAUUUGAAGCAACUAGCUGCAACAAAUAUAUUCAAAGUAUUCAAUGUAGAUGUGGAAAUUGUGGCUACAUUUGCCAAGAAGACUCUCCCAAAGGACUGGAAACAGACAGGUCAUGUCACCUGGGAGGUAGGGAGUGCUCAGCACCCACCAUUGAAAUGGCUCAGAGAGUUCUGGAAAUGUCUCAACACUCACUGCAUAGAUCUGAGACGUUUUGAAGGCAUGCCACUGAUACCCAUCGAACCACUACACGAUACUAGCCAUUCUGUCAUACUUGCAAGACUACAACAGAAUCCAACCAUGAUUUUUCAGAAAAGCACGCAAUCCAUCUUACCAGACAAAAUAAAGGAAGUCAUGAAGAAGGUUGGGGGAACAGUCGUUAACAGAGACAAAUGCCUGAAACACCAAGAUCUUGACUCGUACGUACUACCACCAUCGCCACAGAACACUCUACAAGUGUUCAUGAACUUAGCUGCUAGUCAGGUCAUCAGUGGAAUCAGGUCUGCUCCUUACCAUGAGAAAGAGGAACUCAAAACCUACCUCUCUACUCUGGAUUCUCUCACAGUCCAUGAGAGAGACCUGCUCUCAAAGAUGCCUCUCUUCCAAUCAAUGGCCGGAGAAUAUGUUCCCACCCAAUACAAGCAGGCAGUGGAUUUGGGUUCCACCCCAGCUCUCCCCACAGAGCUCCCAAUGCCUGAUUCCAUUGUCCGGUGUGCAACUGAGGCUGAUCGCAGGCUCCUAUUGUUGCUCAAGAUUGAUCUCUUGAAUACUGCUCAGGUGGCCGUUCAUUUGAUUGAUGGAGUUGAGAAGAAGUAUUUCAAGAAACAAGAGAGAGAGGGAAUUAUGACCUGGAUAUUACAGCAUGGCAGUAUCCUCUUCUCACAGAAUGGGACCUUGUACAAAAAAUGCCAAGAUUUGAGCUUUAUCGAAAUAGAUGGAGAGCUGAAGAAGACCUCCAGUAUUUUUGAUCCAAACAAUGAAGCCUUCAAAGUUCUUUUUGAAAGAGAAUUCUUUCCUCCAGCAGUGUUCACAAAUACUCCAGAGAAGCUUGACAGCUUAAUACGUCUUGGAUUGCAGACAAAGGAAACUGACGUUUCAGCAGACAACGUGUUGCAUGUUGGCACCCAUAUUGAUAAAUCAAAUGUUCAUUCACAAAAGGCUUUCAAAAAAGCAGAAGCACUUCAAAGACUAUUGAAUGGCAAUGACCUGCUUUCCCAAUUCUCACAUCAGCAGCUGCAGCACCUAUCACAGCUGCAGUGGGUCCCUUGUGAGAAUCCUUACAUCACGAAAGAAAAUAAGGGGGAAAGGGGGAAAGGUUUCUACAAGCUAGAGGAGAUACGACAUUCAGAGUACGCUGGCAUUGUAGGGCAUGUCAUGCCUCUUACAGGAGACUUUAGUCAGAAAGUAAGCCGCAAACUUGGUCUGUUACGCCUACCUCCUGCUGAGAAGGUUGUGGAGAAUCUGUCAGCAUUGGCAGCUGUGGCCAAGGCAAUGACCGAUCCAGAUAAAGACGUGCAGUUUAAAACCAAGCUGCAUAGCAUUUACAAAUACAUGCAAGAUCACAUCUGUGAGGUCAGGGAAGUGAUGAAGAAAAGAGUCAUACCUUGGCUGUGGAUACACAAUCAUUUUGUUUUUCCUCACGAUGUAGUCUUGGACUACCCACCUGAUUUGGAUCUGAGCUCGUACAUUGAGAAGGUGCUAGACGAAUUUCUUCCAUACAAAAAGUUGCUGACAGAGUUUGGAGUGAAGACAUCACUCUCAGAGAAAGAAAUAGAGGACAUCCUUCAUGACAUCAAACAGACCAUUGAAAAAAGGCCCCAAUCUUUUGGAAAAUCCUCAGAGCUGAAAGUGUCAAUAGCCAUUCUGAACUGGAUGUGGAGAGAGAAGAAAAGAGUCAGGGACAAUAUCCCAGUGCCGGUCAUGGCAGGGAGUCAGAGAUUUACCCUGCAAUCAUUGUCAAAGACAGUGUUUUGUGAUAUAAGCAGGGAUUGUCUGGAGGAUCUACAGAAUGACCAGGAUGAGAUUUAUGUCAUCCACGAGGAGAUUCCACCGGCGACGGCACAGUGGCUGAACAUCCCUUUCCUCAGCACCCGGAUCCUGCGCCCAGAGUUCAUUGGAAUAGAACAGUGUGGGCAGUCGGAGCCCAUAACUCUGAGGAUUAAGAACAUUCUGAAGGAGUAUGAUGAAGAAAAUGACAUCUUCAAAGAGCUAAUUCAGAAUGCAGAAGAUGCUGGGGCAAACACCUGUAAGUUCAUGGUGGAUUUCAGGAAACACAAAGACCCUGCUGACAGCCUCAUAGACCAAGGCAUGGUUCUCUGUCAGGGACCGUGUCUCUGGGCCUUCAAUAACGGGCUGUUCACAGAGGAUGACUGGAAAAACAUUGUCAAACUCGGAUCUGCCUCAAAGGAAAACCAGGUUGAAAAAAUAGGGAAAUUUGGACUUGGAUUUAAUGCGGUGUACCAUGUGACUGAUAUUCCCUCAAUCCUCAGUGGCAACAAGCUUCUGAUACUUGAUCCAAAUGUUACACACCUGCAAAAGCACAUACAAAACAAAGCAACUCCUGGUAUCAAGCUCAACUUGUCUCGGGAGCAGCUUCUGCACAGGUUUCCUGGUCAAUUCAGACCAUAUGAGCGGAUUUUUAAUUGCAAUCUUUCAAGAGACAGCACUCAGAAAUUCUACCCGGGCACGCUCAUUAAACUCCCUUUCAGAACACAAGAGGAGGCUGUCAAGUCAGAAAUCAGCAGAAAUGUGUAUGACAGAGAUGACAUAGUGACAUUUCAACAAGACCUGACAAACAACUCACAAACUCACCUCCUCUUUCUGAAGAACAUCAACACGGUAUCUCUUCAAAACCUUCCGGUUGAUGCUUCCACUCCUCCUCAAGAUGACCAGAUAGAGAAUAUUUUCACUGCCACCAGAAAGGUUGUGAGCACAAUCAAGAUUCCAGAGGACACUCCUCUAGGAAUAUUACAGAAUGAUGCUCUGAAAUGUCUGAUGAAGCGUGAUGCGAAAUGCCAAGAGGUCAUUGACUGCCAUAGAGCCAACAUAGCUGAACUAACGCAACAACAUUGUGAUGGAUCUGAUGUCCAGUUCUGGCUCCUAUACAAUUGCUUUGGGACAAAGAAUUCUUUACAAAUGGUCCAGAGAGAUAAUAAGCAGGCAGUGCUCUCCAUGCCAAUCGGAGGUGUUGCUGUACCUUUAAACAAAGAACCAAAGACAGGGAAAUGGGUCCCUGGAGAAACCAACCUGGUUGGCCAGGCGUUCUGCUUCCUCCCUCUCUCUGUUGCCACAGGGCUCCCAGUGAACCUGAACGGAUCCUUUGCUGUGACCUCUAAUCGGAGAGGUCUGUGGGAGAGUGGAGUGAAAUACGACUGGAAUAGAGCUCUCCUUCAGGAUGCUGUUACAACCGCAUAUGUCAGUACACUGCUAGUGUUGAAGAACAUGUCAAGAAAUGGAACCCUUCAACGUUAUCAGUACUAUACCUUUUGGCCUAAUGGAGAGAACGUGAACAAACCCUUCAAACCCUUGGUUGAUACAUUUUACUUGGUCGUCAGUCAGCACUUCUCUGGCAAACCUCUGAAGCUCUUCAGUGAUGGGGAAAACUGGUGCUCAAUGGACAAAGCCAGAUUUCUGCACCCAAAUAUUCAAGAGGACAAAGCUGUUGGAGAGCUUGCAAUGAAGGUGUGUAAAAGCAAUUCAAACACAUCUUAUCUUGUUGUUCCUCUGCCUUUGUGGGUGAGACAGAGUUUCAUACAGACCGGUUUAGAUGAGAUUCUCCAGCAGAGAACAUUUGACUGGGAAGCAUUUUACCAAGAAGUGGUAUUCAACAACCUGAACAAUAUGGACCAGAAGAGUAGGAAUGCUCUUGUGUUGCAUGCUAUUGACCUGAAGGACGAUGCCAUUGACAAUCUACUAAGGAGCUACCCAUGCAUUCCUACAAAGAAAAGUGGAAAACUUCAGUACAUCAAAAAACUUGUGAAUACUUCUGGAAAAGUGGCACACUUGUUUGAGCAAGAGGAAGGACGGUUCCUCGGUGGAACCAAAAAUGACUUUCAUUCCCCUAAAAGGAUUCAACGUCUGUCAGAACUGGGGAUGCUGAGUGACCAGCUCCCUUUGGAGGACAUCAUAGAAAGAGCAGAGACCAUUGACAAAAUCUGGCAAAAAGACAAAGGCAAAGCAUACAAGCAUGUCCAGUGCAUCCUGGAGCUGAUGAGGGACUCCCUAAAGGAUGAAGCCUCGCCUCACUGGGAGACUCUGAGAAACACCGUGUUCAUUCCAGCAUGUCCUCCAGUUAAUACAUACGCAGGGAAGGGUGGAGCAGUGAAGGAUGGAAUAGUCAGACUUCAAAAGCCUACUGACAUUUACAGUGACAGAUGUCGCCAUCUAGUUGACAUGACACAGUCUGUGGUAGACUCUUUAAAUCUGAAAAUACACAGUGACGAUGCAGUGCUAUGCAUACUGGGAGUUUGUGAAAGCCCAUCACUCGAGACAGUGCUUCAGCAGCUACAGGAAUCAUCCAAGCACUCGGAAACAUGUGACAAACAGACGCUCUUCAACACAGCCCAUAAUUGCUACAGCUUUUUGAACAGAUGGCUGUAUGAUGAGAAGGAAUUGACUGCCAUUUUUGAGAGGGCACACUCAUUCCCCUUUAUCCUUGUUGAAGACAGGUUUGUGGAUGUAAAGUCUGUGGCUAAAAAUGAGGAAUUUGAUGCUAAACCUUAUCUUCAUGUGCUUCCAACUGCCUUCUCCAGUUUCAAGAAUCUCUGGAAAUGUCUAUGCAUCCAAAAGCAAUUCACACCAGAACAGUUUCAUGGUGUACUGAAGAAACUCAGCCAAGCCUAUGGCAUCAGCCCACUUUCCAAUAAUGAUCUAGAAAUUUGUCUGACAAUAGUCCAAAGGGGAUUAUAUGAGGCCAAAGAUGAAAAACAGGAUGACUGUCUCAUACCUGAUGAAAUGUGUGUUUUGCAGCCAUCUAACCAGCUGUAUUUCAAUGACAGCCCCUGGAUGGAAGUGUCAGAAGAUGUCACUUUGUGCCAUGCAAAAAUAUCUCGUGCCAUUGCACUUCAUUUUGGGGUGAUCACAACAAGACAUCACACACUGCUAAAGCAUUCAGUAGAGAACUUCUCACCAUUUGCCGAAGAGUUUGGACAACGUGAGAAACUGACAGUUCGCAUUAAAAACAUAAUCUCAGCUUAUCCCUCGAAGAAGGACAUCCUGAAAGAACUCAUCCAAAAUGCUGAUGAUGCAGAGGCCACAGAAAUUCACUUUGUUUGGGACAAAAGACAGCACAGCACAGAGAAAACAUUUGGACAGAGAUGGAAUCCACUUCAGGGCCCGGCACUGUGUGUGUACAACAACCAGGUGUUUUCUCCUGCUGAUCUGCAAGGUAUUCAGCAGCUGGGAGAAGGUGGAAAGCACAACAUUCCAGGGAAAACCGGAAAAUAUGGACUUGGGUUUAACUCAGUCUACCACCUGACUGACUGUCCUUCGAUCCUAACCGGUGACAAAUGGCUCUGCAUAUCUGAUCCCAAUCUGAAGUAUGUUGAAGCAUCACGAGAAUCACCAGGUGUCAAAAUCUUAUGGGAAGAGGAAUGUAAGAACACCUUCAUUGAUGUUUACAAUACAUUUCUCCCAAAAGAAUUCUCUCUUAAAGAAGGCACCAUGUUUAGGUUGCCUAUCAGGACUGGUGCCAUGGCAAAAACCUCCGAAAUAUCCGGCAAUGGGGUCAAUGUCGAAGAUAUGGCAGAACUGUCCUCAGCUCUCUGUGAAGACCCUGAGGGAUUGAUAAUGUUCUUGAAGAACAUCAGGAAAAUCCAGUUUCAUGAAAUCAACCCAGGCACAGGAAAGCUCAAGACUACUUUCUCGAUUGAAAAAAGUAUACAUGAGAAGAGCAUUGCAGAAUGGGUUUCUUUUCAAAACCACGUACAACAGUCGCUGCUGUCCCACGGACAAACACCACAGGAAGCCAUUUACAGUGUCAAGAUUUCAUCAUCUGGUAAACGGCCAAGCCAAUGGAUCAUUGCAGAGCAGUUUGGCUCUUUUAAAGUAAACACUGAUAUGGAAGGACAGACUGGCAGAGUUCCCCAGGCAGCUUUGGCAGCAUGUGUAAGCUCUCAGCCUAGAGAAAGAGAAAGAAUUGUCAGCACAAGCUCUCUGCUUAAACAGGAUGACUUCAUUGGACAAGCAUUCUGCUCCCUGCCCUUGCCUGGUAAAACUGGACUUCCAGUCCAUGUCAACGGGAACUUUGAGGUAGAUUCCUCCAGACGGGGUUUCUGGAAAGAAGAUGGGAAAAGUCUGAAGAUAGAUUGGAAUGAGUCCCUGAAAUUGAAUGUCAUCGCCCCAUUGUAUGCUGACCUUCUCAAUUACAUCCGUUGUGACCUAAAGAAAGUGAAAGUCAAUUCCAUACAUAUUGAUUCAGUCCUUGAUAGCUCAUACUUGUGUUUCUUCCCCACCAUCUCCAAAGACACUGGCCAAGAUUGGCAUGAAAUGAUUCAUGAAGUGUACAGGUCAGUCAAUGACAGAAAACUUGACCUUAUUCCAGUGCUACACGGCUCAACUCGACAAGUUCAACACAGGUCAAUAACAGAGUACACUGUUGAGUGGUCUAGUGUGAGCAAGACGGAACCAAGUGAUGCACCUCAUUUGAGCAAAGAAAAUAGAUCUAUUGUUUCUAUUUUAGAUGAUCUUGGAAUGCAGUUGGUUCCUUCAUCCAGAAAAAUGGUGGAAAUAUGGACCAGCUUCAAAUCGGCUGGGAUUGAAGUGAGAAAAGUCAGUCCUUUGACAGUGGGUAACUACCUGAGGAAGAAACCACUGAAUGAUCCAACUCACACUGAAAUGGAUUUACCUCUACCCAUUGGCCAGACUUUGAUCAGAGACAAAAAGAGAUGCUCCAUUCUCUUGGAGUACUGUAUCAAAAAUGUUGUAGUUAGUGAGGACAGGUCCAGUUCUGACAGUAGACUUAAAAAAGAUGCUAACAGGAAGAGUUCCAGUUCAGUCACCGGACUUCCACUGCUUCUCACUCAAGAUCAGAUUCUUAGAGUGUUUGACCCUGACUCUCCCAAGCUUCUGUCACCAUUUUACAGUAUGUUCCAUGGACAUCAUGAGGAUUUUGCUGAUUUAAUAAUCAACACCAAACAUUUUCAGGUUCUACAAGAUGGGAACUUUCUUAAAGAAUUGACAAUUCCAGUCGCAGCAAAGUAUUUGAAACCUAUACUUCUGCACCUCCUUCAAAACUGUGAAACCGAUCCACACUGUGGGCUACAUGUACCAAACCAGAUAAUACACUCAUGGCUGAAAGAACUAUGGGAAUUCUUUAGUUAUCACAUACAUGCUACAGCUUCAACAAAUGGAGAUGGUAACCAGGCUCUGAUAGCCAUCAAGGAGCUGUUCUCUGACUGCCCUAUGUUGCCUGUUGUGUGCCCAAGACUAAACAACAAAUAUGUUCUACAAACAAUGAGGAAGAUGUCCAGUGUGAUUCUGUUUUCAGAAGAAGAAAUUAUAUUAAUUCUCAUGAAACUUGGUCUCAUGAAACUGGACCUUACAUUCUUCCAAGAUGUGAACAGGCAUCUGCAUCAAUAUCUACUCCCUGAGCUCUUGAGGACAAGCGACAGCAGUGCUGUGUUAGACCAAGUCCACCAGCUGGAACAUUCAGAAUUUCAGCAUCUUUCAGAUUACGAGUUGAAGAGACUUCAAAAUGUCCUACAGUCUGGGAUAUCCUCAUCUAAAAACAAACAGGACUACCAGAGAAAGCUCAAGUCAUUGCCACUAUUUGAAACCAUACAGGGUGGACGGCAGCGUAUUGAUGGACCCAGAAAUGUAUACAUCCUCAACACAGAGUUCAGGGAAAGAUUUCCAGACGUGUACAUGGCAGAUGACAACAACAUUUUCCUGAAAUACCACAUUGUAAAUGAGAGCUUGUCAAAAUACCUGAGCAUUAAGAUAUUAAGUGAUUUGGAGUACUAUGUCCAGUUCAUUCUGCCUUUCCUGCACAAGCUAAACAACAACCAAAUGAUCCACUCUGUCCAGCUGUUGUUGUCACUACAACUCAAACAGGACUAUCAGCAGUACCAUGACAAAAUCAUCUCUAUAAUGAAAAAUGUGAAAUUCAUUCGGGACAUCCAUGGGAAUCUGCAGAUGGCCUCCUACUUCUUUGAUGAGAAUCAGACGUUGUACAAGGUGAUGCUGCCGCAAGAAAGAUUUGUGCCAGAAAGCUUCUGGAAUGAAUUUCAUAAUAGAGCGAACAUCAUUUUCAAGAGUGAAGCAAGGCAACUGCUCAAAGAACUUGGAAUGAAGUGCACUGUGUCAGAUGAGGAAAUAAUUGAAUUUGCUCAUCAAAUUGAAUUGGAUGCCAAAGGCACUGCCAGCCUCAAAGGGUUGAAACUGAUGUCGUCUACAUUGUUUGAAACUAUUUUCAAAAGAAAUGUCAAAAAGCUAGCACCAGACUUUCUGAAAACGAUUGCUGACAUCAAGUUUGUUUUUCCUGUGGAAAUUCAAAAGAGGUUGUGCAACUACCACCAGUCAUUUGCAGGAAAGAGGACUGUAGUUUCAAUCAGAGGUUGUCUGAUUGAAAAAGAUGUCCUCCACCCAUGCCUAAUUUGGACAUCCAUGCCAAUACUGCACGUAGGAAACUGCGAUGAAAAGCAUAUUCAAAUGAUUAGAGAAGCAGGUGCAGUUGACCAACCCCCUUCUGAACGUGUGACAGAGAACCUCAGAAACAUCUGUCAGUCACCAUGCCAAACUGCUGACUUGGUUGGAACACGAGCUGAAGUGUUCCGGACAUCUUACACCUAUCUACAAACAAUAGAGUUUGACCCCAAGCCGUUGACUGAUCUCCCUGUGGUGCUUGUGGAGGAAGAUUCUGCACUUGUAAAGAGCAAGCAAACAGCUCUGAUACUGCUUCAUUGUAUGGAGUUCAGGCCGUACUUGUACUGCAUUCCUCCAAAGGAUGUCAGGUUUGCAGAAUUCUUCAAGAAAAUUGGCGUCAAAGACGAGCCUACUGCAGAGCAGUACUGCAAUGUUCUACAAGAAAUCCAUGCAGAUUCCACCGACAAGCAGACCCUUCAGCCAAAUCAGGAGAAAACUGUCAAGCGAGCUGUGGAGCAGCUUUUUCAUCUGAUCAUCAAAUUGCAAGAAAAUCAGUUGACCUCAGAAAUUCCCAAGACCUUGUAUCUACCUUCAACCGAUGGCAGACUGUACCCUUCAGCCUCACUGUAUUUCAAUGACACAGUCUUCAAGGUUAGCAGAUUGGAGGAUGCCAUUAAAGACAAAUUGAAACUCCUGGAGAAACUGAGCAAUUGCCAUUUAGAGAACGACAUGUAUGAACAUUGUAAAAUGAUGCAGUUGUUGCCCCUGGAGAUACAACCCAAAAUGCUCUCUCAGAUUACAGUAGAGAAUGUGGCGGAAUCCAACAUGCAACUGUGUGAGUACGGGGAGGGCUGCGAGUUCAGCGGAUGGUUUGGGGCACACCUAUCCUCAGCUCCCUUCAUGCAUGGUCUAGUGUGUCUCAUCAGAGAGCAGUGUCAGGGCAAGAUAUCACAAGGCGAUGCUGCCACCAUGUGUCAGAAAACCUUUGGCAGCAUUGAGAUCACCUGCUGCAACAGCCUUGAAACAGUGCUUCAACUUGGCCAGGAGGUACUGAGUGACACCACUGCUGUCACACAGGUGUACGUAAAAAAGGGCCAGCAAGGUUGUACCUUCUACCUGAAACACAAUGACGACCAGGCCCACAAAGUGAAGAGUGAGAUCAUCAUGAGACUGACUAAAGAGAUUAAUGCCCUUCUUAAUAACAUUCUUGGCUCAAAUCUCCUGCUAGUUCUAGGACACCUUCUUUCGUGUGAUAGCAUGAAGGACGUCAAGACAACUCUAGAACAGAAUGGAAUCCAUGACAGUGCUGAUACUGAGGACUCCAUGAAAGGGCCACCAGAACCAGGAAGUCCUGUUCCUGAAGAGUGGCAUGAUGCCCUGGACAUGAGCUUCCUCAACAACUAUGAAUCUGGGGAAUAUGUUGGCUUUAAGAAUACGGCAGAGGAGGAGCAUUGUUGCUAUGCAGUUAUAGUGGAACAGCUGUGUGUGCCAUCUGGCCAAUCAGGACAGAGUCCCUACAGAUACAAAAUACAGAUUGGGAAAGAUGAAGUCAUAGAAGUCAGUGCCCUUGAUCUCUACCAAUUUAAACGGGAAAAGAAGCCAUUCUCAUACUCUUCCACUGGAGCAACGUGCAUGGAACUGGUACAACUGGGAGAAUCUGUGCAGCGGUCUUCAUCCACAAAGACCUCACCACAGUCUCUGGAAGAAGCCAAAAUGGAAAUAGACAAAUGUCUGGCAGAGAUUUGGAUUCUGUCUGCAGAGGAGCGGUUCAAGGCCAUCAGACGCCUCUACCUGAGGUGGCACCCUGACAAAAACCCAGACUGCCAACAGCUAGCCACGGAGGCAUUCAAGUAUCUGAAAAACAGAAUUGAGGAUCUUGAAAACGGCAGGACGGGGAAACCAUCCUCACACAGGACGGGGAACCCAUCCUCACAGCAGUGGAACACAAAUUUCAGAAACUUCUACAACCAAUGGAACCAAGAAGCUCAUCGCCACCAGUGUGGGAGAGAGAGGUUCUACAGGGGACACAAUACUAGAUACAACUUCUGGACACAUCAUGGAAAUGUACCACAACCCAACCGAGCAGAGGCUGAGCGCUGGCUGAGACAAGCACAGUGUGACCUAGCCGCUGCUGACAACGACACAGGAGGCAAGACCACAGAGUGGACUCUGUUCAAGGUACAUCAGGCUGUGGAGAAGGCUCUGGUGGCAGCAGAAUACAAAAGACAUGGAAAUCAUUGCAAAGACAGCUCCAUCUCCAGCCUAGCUGAGCGGGUGUCUAGCUACAGCCCCCAGUUAGACACUCUACCCAACAUUGUGAGCAAACUGAAACAGCUGGGAGUCGACCCCAAGACCACUCAAUACCCAAACUACCACCCAUCACCACACAUUCCCAAUAAGAUGUUCAAGUAUGAGAACGAAUCAGAGGUGCUGGACAUGGCAUCAAAGCUUCUGUGCAAAAUAGAAAUAUAUAUUCAUUGAUUAAAGACAUCGCUUACAUAUUGCAAUUGGGCAUUGAUAGAAAACAAAAACAUGACACCCAGUUCAUUUAGAAAUGCUAAAGGCUAUUUCACUUGAUUUAGAAAUGCUACAUGUAACUUUCAUGUUGUGAUCUUAUGCUUUACUGAGAGUAUGUUAUACACAUAGUGGUUCAAUAAUUCCUUUGAAGAAUCAAUUAAAAAGAUAACCAUAUUAUUGUUAAAUGCUCACAAAAAUACAGUAACAUGUUUUUCCACUUUUUUAUGUUGAAGAUAUUGUUGUAAUAAAUGUCAAAAAUAAACAUGAUUUAAUAAAGAUAGAUCAUUCUCUCUCUGCAUCCUCUCUGACACAUGACAAUAUUAGAGUUCAAGUACCUCAGAGAUCAUGCAUUUCCAAUUACAAGUAGUUUAAGGUUCAAAAUAAAAAAUUACAUUUGGAUUUCA